GGUUCCAAUCGAGCAAGAUGCCCUCUAACGCGGAAGGCUACGCGUUGGUCGCAAAAAUGGGACUGACAAAUCUAAAGAUUGUUAUACAAUUAUUGAAAACUAUUAACUUUAAGGAGACAGCUACUUGCCUCGGCACUGAAAACGGAUUGAGAAUCACGGUCGAGGACGCGAAAUGUAUGCAGGCCACUGCGUACAUCCCGACUACAGUUUUCGACGAGUUCGAAUUGAAGGAGGACGUGACGUUUUCAUUAAGUUUGAAUAUACUGGUGGAGUGCCUUUGUAUGUUCUGGCCUACCUCGCAAGAAGACGCCGUUGCGGUGCAAAUGUUUUACAAAGGCACAGGCUAUCCCGUAAGUGUUAUCAUCGAAGAAGACGGAGUCAUAACAGACUGCUCGUUGAAAACCUUAGAAGUAGACGCAUUGUUGGACUUUCAUCUCGAUAACGUUGUAAAUAAAGUAGUAUUAAAAACGGAAUUACUGAAGGAUGUCAUGGCAGAGUUAGAUCCAACUAGCGAACUGGUCGAGUUGCGUUUAUCGCCGGAGGAGCCCUUCUUCAGAUUCAGCACGGAGGGCCUAGGCGGCAUUUGCCACAUCGAUCUGCCGCACGACAGCGAUUUAAUCGAAACUUUUCAAUGUACGUCAACGGCAGUAUCCAAUUUCAAAUUGGUGCAUAUUAAACCGGCGAUGAAAGCGUUAUCGUGCGCCAACAAGGUUUCCCUGAGAACCAAUAACGUCGGCCUAUUGUGUUUUCAGUACAUGGUUCAAACCGAAAAUGGACACACCUGUUUCAUAGAAUAUUACAUUUCUCCAUUAAUUGAUAUGGACGUUUAGUGAUAAACGGUCAAACAAUGACGAUACGGACGUAUCAAGUCAGAAGUUAAUAUAUGCUCAGAUGUACAAAGGUUAUUUUAAGAAGCAAAUAUAUUUUGUACGUAUUUUCACCUA
Molecule: messenger RNA, 944 nt
Organism: Wasmannia auropunctata (little fire ant)
Lineage: Eukaryota; Metazoa; Arthropoda; Insecta; Hymenoptera; Formicidae
Gene: Rad1
Product: cell cycle checkpoint protein RAD1
Exons: 5
Coding region: 18-830 (270 amino acids)
Biological process (GO): DNA damage checkpoint signaling; DNA repair
Cellular component (GO): checkpoint clamp complex; nucleus
Molecular function (GO): 3'-5' exonuclease activity
Source: RefSeq, a predicted model, not a curated record